AUGCAACAGUCAGCUAGGCCAAGGAAAAAAGAGAGAGAACCCUCACCAGUUUCACCAGAAAUGGUGGCGGAGACGGUGGCGCAACCACGUGAGAAGUCCAGUUUCAACCAGUCGCUAUCGUUCCUGGAUUCCAGUGGGGAUUUUGGGUGGUCUGGGUUCGUGGCCUCACGACGAGUUGAACGGGACCGGUCUCGAGGGCUGAGGUGGUCGGAUGUGGCGAUUGGGUGGCGGUUUCCGUCUCGGUGA
Messenger RNA from Prunus armeniaca (apricot), 246 nucleotides. The record is from the annotation of a GenBank genome assembly. NCBI's taxonomy places the organism in Eukaryota, Viridiplantae, Streptophyta, Magnoliopsida, Rosales, Rosaceae.